Ostreococcus lucimarinus CCE9901 is the source of this 981-nucleotide messenger RNA. RefSeq lists its product with no specific name. The transcript has a single exon. Lineage: Eukaryota; Viridiplantae; Chlorophyta; Mamiellophyceae; Mamiellales; Bathycoccaceae. The record is from RefSeq and is a predicted model, not a curated record. Bases 1 to 981 code for a protein of 326 amino acids.
AUGUACGUCAUACGUUUCAUCGUGGCGUGCGGAUGGGGUGCCUUCGCGCUGUUGUCGGCGAGUCGAUUGAUUUACGGCGUUGUCGUCAUCGGUGCUGUGCUGUGCUUGGCCGUGGCUCUAGGGAACGACGACGGAGCCGACGCGAAGGGUCGAGCGGCUGGAAUGUACGAGUACGCCACGGAUUCGACGCCGCGAGGGCGUCGGCGGCGAGAAGAUUUCGACGAGCGACGGCGCGCGGCGGCGCGCGAGCGGAAACGACGAUCGGCGGAUUUUGAGUACGAAGACAUCUAUGGCGACGGCGCGUUCGACGCAUUCGACGCCAAGGCGUUCGAGCGCGGUGCGGAAGUUUUUAGUGAGGCGUUUGGAGAUCGUUUAAAGGCGAAGGAGGCGUUUCGCGCGGCGCAAGAUGUCACCGUCGAAGUUCGCCAGUGGGGCGACGAAGCGUUGGAUGAGUUCAAAAAAGCAUUCAAUCUCAACGCUGGUGACUUUGAUUUCGAAGACGACGUCGCCGAGGUCGACUUCUCGCAAACGCGCGCGUCGAACCGCCCGCCGUCUGCGGAGGACGAGGGCGGGGGUCUCGUGCGAAUCAUCGAUGUUGAUGCCUUGACGAAGGACGUGGAUUCGACGACGACGACAGCGACGACGGCAAAAGUCCAGGAGAAACCUUACUCAGCGGACGUAUCGUUUGACGAGUGGCUGGGGACGACAAGUGCGUCGUCGUCGAACGCUUCGGCGCGCGCCGAUGACUUUUUCGAGGUUGAAGAUGAGCAAAGUUGGCCGAGCGACGGCGCCGAAGACGCUUUCAGCGAAGCGUUUCGAGAUGGAUUCGAAGGUGAAUUCGGCACAUCGAGCCGAACGCGCACCGGUGCUUCGAGAAAUUGGUUCAGUGAGUUUUUGAGCGGCAAUUUUCGCGGCGCGUUUCAAGAAGACUUGAUCCCCGCGACGUUUGACGAGGACGCGGAACGCGGAGGACCGAGGUGA